CUCGACGCGCUCCUUCUACUAGUUCUUUGGGAAGACGAGGAUAUGCUGUCGCCGCAGACAAGAUCAGUUUGUCUUUCGUCAUGCCUCACCAAGCCAUCUUUACCUCUGCCGACGUUGUGCAAGUAAACACUCCCGCUGCCACUGGUGACAUGGGUAUUUUGGCCAACCAUGUUCCUACUGUUGAGCCUCUUCGUCCCGGCGUUGUGGAGGUCAUUGAGGCUACUGGUGGUCCAUCCAAGAAGUGGUUUGUGUCUGGUGGAUUUGCAACCGUUCAUCCUGGCAGCAAGCUCACCAUCAACGUGAUUGAAGCGGCGCCAUUGGCAGAUUUCUCGCCCGAGGCCGUCCGUAUGAACCUGACCGAAGCGAAAAAGGUCGCAGCUGGAAGUGGCUCUGUGGAGGACAAGGCUGAAGCUCAGAUCGAAGCAGACGUGUACGAGGCACUGCAAUACGCCUUGUCGAAAAAAUAAUGGUCCUAUUCAUGGUUACAUGGAUAUCCCAAAGACAUAGAGGUCCAUUCUGAUUGUGAACAUCUAUAUGAACGUAGCGUGCUUAAAUCAAAUAUAUUCAAAAAACAAU
Messenger RNA from Guyanagaster necrorhizus, 576 nucleotides. RefSeq lists its product as uncharacterized. Lineage: Eukaryota; Fungi; Basidiomycota; Agaricomycetes; Agaricales; Physalacriaceae. Gene Ontology annotation, molecular function: proton-transporting ATP synthase activity, rotational mechanism. Bases 81 to 467 code for a protein of 128 amino acids. Gene Ontology annotation, biological process: proton motive force-driven ATP synthesis. The record is from RefSeq and is a predicted model, not a curated record. The transcript has 4 exons.